Thalassophryne amazonica is the source of this 4503-nucleotide messenger RNA. It is a transcript of the gene ntn2, whose product is annotated as netrin 2. The coding region runs from base 414 to 2303 and encodes 629 amino acids. The transcript has 7 exons. Gene Ontology annotation, molecular function: protein binding. The record is from RefSeq and is a predicted model, not a curated record. Lineage: Eukaryota; Metazoa; Chordata; Actinopteri; Batrachoidiformes; Batrachoididae.
GUCCUAUAGUGGGGUUUCACUUGCUCUCUGCAGCGGACACGGAUGGGAUGCAGUGCUCUCUCCCUCUAUCUUUAUCUCCCGCCUCUCUCUCUUUAUGUCCUUCGUGUUAUCGUCUUCUUCUAUCUGGGGGCCAGUGUGAGGCCAUUUUACGUUUUGGAAGGAAGUUUUCCGAAGGAGAGCACCCAAAGGCUAAUUUAUGUGGAACACACUCUCUCAUGGGACUCCUUUUAAAAAUUAAAGGCAGCGACACUCGCCUUUUGUCAUUGGGGAAAAACACCUGUAAGCCAGAAGAAAAGGGUCACUGAGCUCAGAGUCUUUUUCCACUGAUACCCAUAUUGAGACAUUGUACCCACACCUACAGGCAUACACACAUACUCCCAUUAACGAACCUAGAGACUGGCCCUCGGAGCAGAAUGAGGGAAUCCUGGAGGUGCCUGCUGGGCCUGUGCCUCCUGGCAUGCUCAGCUUCCAUUCACAGUGCCACCAAUCCCUUUGCUGGGCAGCAGACUCCUCUAGACCCUUGUUACGAUGACACAGGAGCUGCCCGCCGCUGUAUACCCGAGUUUAUCAAUGCUGCCUUUGGCAAGGAAGUGGCAGUGUCCAGCGUCUGUGGUCGACCACCAUCCCGUUCCUGCAGUGUGGUGGAGAGAGGUGAAGACCGGCCUUCUGUGCGCACGUGCCAAAUCUGCGAUGCCGCUGACCCUCGGCGCACCCACCCUGCUUCCUACCUCACCGACCUCAACUCGGCCCACAAUCUGACCUGCUGGCAGUCAGAGAAUCUGAACACCUCUCCGUACAAUGUGACUCUCACCCUUUCACUGGGUAAGAAGUUUGAGAUCACCUAUGUCAGUUUACAGUUCUGUUCACCUCGACCGGAAUCGCUGGCGAUAUACAAGAGCAUGGACUAUGGGAAGACCUGGACGCCCUACCAGUUUUACUCCUCACAGUGCCGGCGUAUGUACAAUCGCCCCAACAAAGCAGCCAUAAACAAGCAAAACGAGCAGGAGGCCCUGUGCACAGAUGGUCACAAUGACCUCUACCCCCUUUCCGGAGGGCUCAUUGCUUUCAGCACCCUGGAUGGACGGCCAUCAGGAAAAGAUUUUGACAACAGUCCUGUCCUCCAGGACUGGGUGACUGUCACUGACAUUCGUGUGGUUUUUAGCCGGCCACAGCUACCCAGGGAACUGGGACUAGGGACACCUGGAAGCAACAGUGGGGGUAGAGAUGAUGACCCCAUGGCAGUGACAUCAACACUGCCAACUUAUUUCUACGCAGUAGGAGACUUCCAGGUGGGAGGGAGGUGUAAGUGUAAUGGACAUGCCUCACGCUGUCUGAAAGAUAAAGAAGGUAAACUGGUAUGCGACUGCAAACACAACACAGAAGGACCCGAGUGUGACCGCUGCAAACCCUUUCACUAUGAUCGACCAUGGCAGAGGGCCAACGCUCGUGAAGCCAAUGAGUGUCUGCCGUGCAACUGCAACCUCCACGCCCGCCGUUGCCGCUUCAACAUGGAACUAUACAAACUGUCUGGCAGGAAGAGCGGAGGAGUGUGCAUGAACUGUCGCCACAACACUGCCGGCCGCCAUUGCCACUACUGCAAAGAGGGUUUCUACAGAGACAUGGCGAGACCCAUCACUCACCGCCGGGCCUGCAAAGCCUGUGACUGCCAUCCUGUGGGUGCAGCAGGCAAGACGUGCAACCAGACCACAGGACAAUGCCCCUGCAAGGACGGUGUCACCGGCAUCACCUGCAACCGCUGUGCCAAAGGCUACCAACAGAGCCGAUCACCUGUAGCCCCUUGCAUCAAAAUCCCAGUGGUCAGCCCCACAGCUGUGGUGAGCAGCACAGAGGAACCAGCAGAUUGUGAGUCCUACUGUAAACCAGUGAAGGGAAAUCUGAAGAUUAAUAUGAAAAAAUACUGCAAGAAGGAUUACGCGGUCCAGGUGAACGUGUUGGAUAUGGAGACAGUUGGGGACUGGGCCAAGUUUUCCGUAAACCUGGUGUCUGUGUACAAGAGCCGUGGCGAGCCUUUAAAGCGCGGCAACAACAUCCUGUGGGUACACAUGAAGGAUCUAGCCUGCAAAUGUCCCAAGAUCCAAAUGAGCAAACGCUUCCUGGUGAUGGGCGGCAGCGAGGCUGGAACCGGCCCGGGUGUUACAGGUGGAGCUGGCAGUCCGGGAGCAGAACGUGUGGGCCUGCUGGCUGAUAAGAACAGCCUGGUGAUCCAGUGGAGAGACAUUUGGACGAGACGCCUGAAGAAGUUCCAACGCAAAGAGAAGAAGGGGAAGUGCAGCAAAGCGUGAUGGGAAAGCAAGUGCCCCUUCACCAGCCUUCCCGACCACCUGACCCAGUGAUCUCCUCUUGUGACUUCAGAUGUCUGGCAGGAAGGAACACCUUGUCUUUCCCUCCCCUCUGAUUCUUUUGACUUCCCCCAUGAGGGGGCAGCUGCACAUUACAAAGACUGCAUGUACCCCCCCCCCCCAUUUUAAGGACCACCUUUUGUGUAUAUUGUAUAAUUAUUUUCCUUUAUAAUUCUGCAGGUUUUGUCAGUGUAAUGACACUUGUCCUUGUGUCCAAUUGGUUUGCCUUAAAAAGGGACCAUAAAAAAAAGGUGUGAAGUGUAGACAAAAGAAGACACCGAUCCCUCCCUCGACAACGACAGCGGAAAUGUCCGCUCUUCCUCUUUCACCCCGUUGACCUCCCCAGCCUCCUCCUCCUCCUUUUUCCACAUGAGACUACCAGUGCUCAUACUUACCCGUGACUCUGAGGAUUUUAGAAUUUUGUCGCCAGCUCGGAGACAUUUCAGCACCACGCAGCUUCCCGACUGACUGUCAAAACAAACUCGGCGGGACGCGGAUUAGCACAAACUGGGCUGCAUCACUUUUGACUGGUCAUUAAAAAUCAGGCCUGCUUGUCUCCACCGUCUACGCAAUCCACUGUUGAACUCAAAAGGCUCUAUCCCCGCGAGGAAUCAAGGGCUCCCUUUGCAGGGACAUUUUCCACUGCAAACCUCACCACCGUCACCUCCGCUGCUCCUGCUGCCACAGGACAACCCGCAGAGAACAAACUGCCCAGCGUAAGCUCUUGUAUGUGCAAAUCCAGGACGCCACUGCUCGGUUAAAAGUCUUCGAGUGGCUACCUGUUACCCUCAAACCACAUCCCGUCCAAACGUAUCUCUAUAUUAGCCUUGAAGCACAACAAACCCCUGUUGGCACGUGUGAGACACAUUCCAGGCUUUGCGUCUUUACCAAGUCCUUUUCACGACAGGUUUAAAAUGUCAUGCAUCAUCAUCAUCAUGACUCAUUGCGUGUCACUUUUUAUGGAAGAAAGAUUAAGGAGAGUGGACAACUGGCUGGAAUAUCAGAACAAUAUCAAUAUUUCCAAAAAAGACUUUGUUUCUAUGUGGAUAAUCUCUUCCACUGGGUGGAGAGCCAAUGGAAGCCACAGAAAUGGCCGCUUGUCAUGUCUGAACACUUUUGCAGCGUGCCUAGCGACCGGCAGGCUUUUGUUUGCCAAAUGCGAGAGAUUGAAACAAGAUUUUUUUUUUCUUUGAUGCAGUAAACAGAAAACAAAGCUACGUAAACAUGAUCGUUUUCUGUGAUAUAUUUUGACGAAAAUGAAGGAGGCUGGAAAGUUUUUAGUGCUCGCUGAUUGUAUUAUGAUGUGAGAAUAUCACCUUUCAGGCCUCAUGUGAUUUGUUGUGUUUGCAUGUUUGCGGUUUUUUGCUUGGCCAUUGUUAUUUUUCUUUUCUUUUUCUUUUUUCUCCCUUUGCUAAGCAAAAUGGUGCAGUGAGCAGAGCAAGAACUAAACCAAGAUGAGCAUCAAGAUCCAAAGGAAAACUUCCCAAGUCAUCUAACCCCCCCACUACCACCCUCCACUGCUCCCCGAGCCGAACGCAGCCUCUGUCAUCCUUUGCCAAAUAAGCAAAGUUGUUUUUUAAAUUCAAUUAAAAGACGAUGGAAGUCGGGACCAACAAAAACCACAGAGACCCGUCUGGUUACUCUCGAGCUUUUUAUCUGCCCCUUUGCUGUUAUUUUAUUUUGUAAAGCACAUUAGAGUGUAUUUGAAUAGAGGAGAAGAUAAACAUGGCCUUUCGAGGGGUACGUAGCGCCGCAGCGAGAGUGCCGACAGGCAUGUCAUGCUAGCUGGUGGUUACGCUCCUUUGGCUGCAGCGGCAUGUUUGGUUUGUCAUUCUGCCAAAAGUGUCUCUCCUCCACUGUCUGUCAGCCGCCACCCUCCCUUCUUAACCCAUUUUGCAUGUUGUGUUUUCAGUGUCUUAGAGAAGUGACAGCACAAAACGAGGAUGCCAAGAGUCCUCAGUGGAGCACUGUUUUCACUUCCGAGAAUGUACGACAAACUGUGAACGGCGCACGCGCAUGUUCUAAUUGCGGCUGUUAAUAAAUCAACAUCAGCAUGUUUUUUGACGUGACCUGUCAUUGGGGUGAGGCGUCAUUUAAGGUUAUGCUUAUGUGUGUAAGGGGUGGGCCCUAGAAUCUGUUUUGU